Messenger RNA from Pistacia vera, 4873 nucleotides. RefSeq names its product probable leucine-rich repeat receptor-like serine/threonine-protein kinase At3g14840. The transcript is spliced from 31 exons. The record is from RefSeq and is a predicted model, not a curated record. Gene Ontology annotation, molecular function: protein binding; protein kinase activity; ATP binding. Gene Ontology annotation, biological process: protein phosphorylation. NCBI's taxonomy places the organism in Eukaryota, Viridiplantae, Streptophyta, Magnoliopsida, Sapindales, Anacardiaceae. The coding region runs from base 1 to 3306 and encodes 1101 amino acids.
AUGAGACUGAGUGAGCUGAAAAAGAAAAAGAAAAUUAUGAAUAGAAGUUGUCUGAUGCUUCUUACCAAGUCUGUUGAUCCUUUAAUUAUUCUGUUUCUCCUUUGUCAAAUUGCAGAGCCAGCAACGGACAGUUCUGCAGGGCCAGCAAUACCGCCUUCUGCUGGGCCAGCAAUACCGCCUUCUGCAGGGCCAGCAAUACUGCCUUCUGCUGAAUCUGAGGCUCUUUCCACAAUCAUAUUCAACUUAGUUUUAAGUUCGUCACCACUUGUUUCAGAAUCCUAUUGUGACGAGGAGCACGAUCUUGGUUAUGGCAAAGUCAUCAAUUGCACCAAUAUCAGCAAUACUUGGCACAUCACUCACAUAAUUUUGAGGAGUGUACCUUUAGAUGGAUAUAUCAGUGCUGUUGUGAAAAAUCUUAACUACCUGGAGAUGCUUGAUCUAUCCAACAACAAUCUUUACGGUUCCAUUCCUCCCGAACUGGGGAGUUUAUCUCAUCUUACUCACCUAAACCUCGCAAACAAUAAGUUGACAGGGUCAAUACCUCCGAAUUUGGGGAAUUUGACGAACCUAGCCAUUCUAUACCUCUACGGCAAUCAGUUGGCUGGACUUAUACCUACGGAUUUGGAGAAUUUGAAGAAGCUAGAAACACUGGACCUCUCAUAUAAUCAGUUGACUGGACCUAUACCUGAGCGUCUGGGGAAUUUAAAGAUGCUAAAAACACUAGACUUCUCAAAAAAUCAACUGACUGGAGCUAUUCCUAGCCAUUUGGGGAGAUUGGAGAAGCUAGAAACACUCUACCUGUUUAAGAACUUUCUCAAUGACAGCAUCCCACCAUCUUUUGGUAGUCUUUCAUCUCUGGAAGACAUGGACUUAUCGUUUAAUAGGCUAUCAGGCUCAAUUCCUGGUGAACUUGGCAAACUUGGCAAACUCGAGACUUUAUAUUUUAAGGAGAAUGAACUAAACGGUGCACUUCCAAAAGAACUUCGAAAUUUAAGCCGUCUUGGGACUCUCUCUUUGUCAUCCAACAAUUUCACUGGGAAUUUGCCCGACGAGUAUCAAAAUAUUACGACCAUGAAGUAUUUUUACGUCGCCGGGAACUAUUUGACGGGUCCGUUUCCCAAAUUCGUUAUUAAAUGGGUCAAUCUCUCUUCCCUAGAUCUCGGAGGAAACAAUUUCGAAGACAAUCUGCCUUCGGAAAUUUUUACAAUGACUAAUCUUCAGACUUUGAGGGUUACUGAUCUGAACCACACCGGUUUUCAGUUACCAAUGUCAAUUAAUUUGACAAACAUGGGUACUCUGGUACUGCGGAACUGCAAUAUCAUCGGUCAAAUCCCAUCAUUUAUAUUUGAUGAGAACACAUAUAUGAGCCGACUUGACCUGAGCUUCAACAAGUUUACUGGUGUGAUCCCAAAUUCCAUUCUGAAUCUGAAAUCAAGUAGUAGCAUGUUUCUUUCCGGAGAUGUGAUCAAUCAGGCAAUUCUCCGCUGGAUUAAUAACACAGUAAAAUCUAAGGGGGGUAUUUCAUACAAUAAUUUUACAACUGAAGAAGCAGCAGUAAAGAAGGGUAUUUCACACAAUAAUUUGACUGUUGAAGCAGAAAAGAAGAAUGUGAAUCUUUCAAAUAUAAAUAUUGAACCGAAUAACAGGGAAUCCCUCAAGCAGAUCAUGGAUAAUCGUUGUGGUACAAGAAAAUCCAAGUACCAUUCUUUGUUUAUAAAUGCUGGUGGCGAGCGAAAAAACUUUGAACAAAAUGUCUUUGAUGAAGAUAAUUCAACACUGUUAACUACUUUGUAUGAAAAUUCAGAAAAGCCCUGGGCUUAUAGUUGUUUGGGAGAGUUCGAAUCGUCAAGCGAUUCCACAAAUUACAUACAGAACGUUACAUGUGGAACUUCUGUUCCUGAGUUAUAUGUUAAAGCUCGUAUUUGCCCUCAAUCUCUAACAUAUUAUGGUUUCUGCUUACACAAUGGCCAUUAUAAUGUGAAACUUCACUUCGCUGAAAUUGUAUUUGCAAAAGAUGAAGACUAUAGCAGUUUAGGGAAGCGAGUUUUUGAUAUAUAUAUUCAGGGGAAGCAAUUAGGAAGAAAUUUCAACAUAAAAAAAAAUACUGGGAAUACUCCAAAUAUGGAGUGGAUUGAAAAUUUCAAAGAUAUUUAUGUUCAUGAUAAUCUACUGGAGAUCCGUUUAUUCUGGGCCGGAAAGGGAUCUAAUUAUGAUCCGCUUGAUCUGAAUGGACCUCUCAUAUCAGCUAUUUCUGUCACUCGAAACAUCAAACCAUUACCGAUAGCAUGGAUUGCGGUUGCUUCUGUAUUAACUGGACUUCUUCUAUUGGUUCUUGUAUUGGCUUUUAUGUGGAGAAUGGGAUAUCUGGGAGACAGAGAGUUGCGUGUGACAAAGGUGGAACUCCGAGGCAAGUCUUACACUAUUAAACAAGUGAAAGAUGCAACUCGAAAUUUCAGCCCUACGAAUAAGAUUGGCAAUGGGCGUUUUGGGAUGAUAUACAAGGGUCAAUUGCCAGAUCAAACGGUAGCUGUGAAGAAGCUUUCUUUUCAAUCAGACAUUGAUCAAAUAGGAACUGAAGUCUAUGCCUUGAAACAGUUAAAGCAUGACAAUCUUGUCGAAUUGUUGGAUGUUUAUUCCAAAAAGGACCUACACUUGCUGAUUUAUGAAUAUAUGGAAAAAGGCUCACUUACAGAAGUAUUGUUUGAUGAGUCAAAUUUUAAAGAGACACUUGAUUGGCCAAAGAGAGUUAACAUAUGCCUUGGAAUAGCAAGGGGUCUAAAGUAUCUACAUCAAGAUCAUACAAGUGGUAAAGUUGUUCACAGAAAUGUUAAAGCAAGUAAUAUUCUACUUGAUGGAAAUCUUAACCCUAAGGUUUCGGACUUUGGACUGGCAAAGCUUUAUGACGAGGAAAAUCCAUAUCAGUUCAUUAAAGAAAUAGGAACAGUAGUAAAUAUGGCACCUGAGUAUGCAAUGCGGAAAGCCAUAACAGACAAAGCUGAUGUUUAUAGUUAUGGAGUACUUCUGCUUGAAAUAGUUAGUGGAAAGAGUAAUUCAAAGAGCCAAAAAAACCAAGAGAACGAUUAUCUUUUAAAUACGGCUUGUGUUUUACAUUCAGAGCAAAUGCUUUUGAACUUGGUGGAUACAAAUCUGUCUGGAGAAUAUGAUAAAAAGCAAGCUCUUAAAAUGCUGGAUUUGGCUAUACAGUGCAUUAAUCUUUCACCUACUCUGAGGCCUACAAUGCUCGAAAUUGUGAGUGAGCUUGAGCAAAUUUCUAAUGUCAACGCUCUCCCUCAGCUUGAUUUUUGAGCAUUUGGUUUUUAUCAAAAUCGUUUAUGGAAUAGGCUUCCUACCUUUGUCCUUGUCUCUUUUUUUGAGGUUCAUGUCAUCAUUUCUUUUAUUUUCUUCUGGUUCCUCUGUUUUCUGAUUGUUUUCAUAUUACUCUGUUAAAGAAGUUUUACAGAAGUCAUACCAUUCUGUGGAACCUCAAAUUAAAUUGAUAAUAGUGAGUGUGAUUGUCAAUAGUAGUUUUUCUGAAGGAAAAGACAUAUUUCUCGGAAGAAGGUCCACAAAGUUUCUGUUUUUAAGUUCCUUUGCAUGCCAUUCAAAGCUGAAGAUCAAUUUGUCACAUCCAAUCACAAAUGUUAAUACAAGAUCUAACAAUUUGUCACAAAUUCAAUUUAAAAACCCAGUCAGUCCCGCCAUUAAAGUUAUAGAAUCUUCAAACUUAAUUCCUUUCUAUUGUCAGUCAGGUUCUUUGCUUCCUAUUAGAAUCUGUCCCUUUUGUGCCUUUAAAUUUUUAAUUUUCGUUGUUAAGUCUUUACAACUUAGUGCAGCAAGAAAAUUAAUGCUCUCACGUUAGCUAGAGAGUCAGAUUCAAACCUGUUUCUUGCAAACGUUUACAACCAUACUCUGUUCUUCUCCGUGCUAACAUUUCUAUCUUCUCUUUGCAAGAAAUAAGACCUUAAACUUUUUUCUGUUUUGGGAGCUCUUCCGUUCUUUCUAUCACAUACGUUCUUGAAAAGUUAAGGUAUGUGCUAUUUCGAAAUCCCUUUCAAAUUUAUAGCUAAGUUCUUUGUUUGUUUGUCCAUUAAAUGUUACCCAAAAAACAUUCAAAAGUUGAUUUAAGCCAUUAAUCCGUAUACGUCAAAUAAAUUAGACUUUUAUUGAUGAAUACUAAAAAUUAAAACAACAAAACUUAAUAAUUCAGAUUUGAACAUGAAUUCACAAAUAAGAUUCGAACGGAAGUUAUGGCGACAGAUGCUAUGAUUAAGACGCUGACAGAUAAGGUGUUCAGGCCUUUAAUUAAUCGAGCUCAGUUUGCACUUGAUUUUAAAGAUCAGUUUGAAAUAAAAUAAUGAAGACAAAGCUUGAGCUUAUGACAGCCUUCCUCUCCUCUGCUGACAACCUCAACUCAUCAUCAGGAAGUUGUUCAAAGAAUAUUGCCUAAUAUAACCAUGCCACGUUAUACAUAAAUUGAACAUCAAAUGGUCUUAUAACAAAGUCUCAUAUAUGAAAAUAAAUCUAUGGCCUAAUUAGUUUUUUCUUCGAACUUGUCUGGACCAAAUUGAUAAAAAGAAAACAAACGGAAAGAUCAAGGAAGUCCACUCUGUAAUCCAUUAAAAUAUCACUAAAAAUGCUCCAAAUCAUGUAGAGGGAGUGUUGACCUUAGGUGAAAGAUUCCUUAGAGCAUUGGACAGAAUUUGAUACUUGGAGUCUUGGGUGCAUCUGCAAAGUUCAAAAGUUCAGAAGGCGCUUUAAUAAACUCUGUUUGGGUUUAAGCGUAAAAUGUAAAAAGCUUAGCAAAGUGCACCGUUUUGUAUUGUAAUAUUUGUGUGUAUAUAAAACACACCGUUUUAGCUUGUAUCCCCAACUA